Molecule: messenger RNA, 270 nt
Organism: Triticum turgidum subsp. durum (durum wheat)
Lineage: Eukaryota; Viridiplantae; Streptophyta; Magnoliopsida; Poales; Poaceae
Source: the annotation of a GenBank genome assembly
AUGGCAGCCGAGUCGGUUGGCGAGCUGUUGCGCCGCGCGGCGGCGCUGGUGCCCGCGGAGCACUACGCGCUCGCGGCCCUCGUCGCCGUGUCGGUCGUCGCGUACCGGUUAGUGGAGCUCCACGUCAUCGGCGACCUCCUCCGCGGCCUCCGCGGCUGCCGCGUCGAGCUCACCUUCCACCCGGCCUCCGAGAUCUACCACUGCGUCGCCUCCAAGUGCCGCUCCCUCCACCGCAGGUACAUACAUACGGCUGCGAGACCAUGGACCUGA